GAGAAGAAACAUCUACAGCCAGGGCGAACAGAGACAAAUCAUCAGCAUUUGGCUCUUUUUUUCCCCCCUUCUUUCUAUGCAUUUAUAUAUUUUUUUAAUAUACUAGUGUGAAUGUGUGUGUUGGUGUAAAUUCAACGGGACGCCACCAUGGGGAACUUAACGUUCAUACAUAAACUGUGUAUUUCUGUUUGUUGGGGUCUUCUGCUGAUGUGCACGGCUGCAGAGAGACAGUACUUCAUCGGCCCACGCAACGCCAGCUGGGCUGACGCCAGGAACCACUGCCAGGUCUGCUUUAAAGAGAUGGUGACUCUCACGCCACAAAACGUCCACGUCAUCGCCAAAAUAAUCAACUCCACCCACUGGAUUGGCCUUCGCAAGUACAUAAACUACAAUGACACCUACAACGAAACCGAUGACUACGACUACGACUCGGACUACGACUCCUACAACUCCACCAACUCCACCAACACCUCGUCUAAAAGCUUCGGGACGCCCUGGACACUGUGGGCCAACGGGGACCCACUCGUCUUCCAGAACUGGUACCCCGGCUUCCCAUUGUUUAAAUCCCCGCUGCCAAAAAUAGACUGCUGCAGCUGCUCCUGCACCUGCCCGGCACCCCCCAGGACGACGACCCCCUCGCCCCCCAGUAUGACGAGUCCGUCGAUUACCGGGUCGACAACGGGCUUCCCAACAGGCUCCGUUGUCCCCGAGCACUCUACCAGAGACUCAACAGAACCAAACAUCACAGUGACCAACGUCUAUGAAAACAUGACCGACUCUACCAGUUUUUAUGACGUUGAAACCGAGACGGACAUGCCGAUGAACGCCACAGAAGGGGCCAACUUCACCCAAGGAGCCAACUUCACACAAGGGGCCAACUUCACAAGAAGAGCCAACAUCACCCAGGCGUGGGAAUCCACCACAGCUCACGCAGUUCACACCACAGAUUCGCCGUGGACGACCACACCGCAGCUGCCGAUAGUUUCAACAUGCGAACGAUCGCCCAUGCUGCCUCCCAUCAUACCAGAGAAUAACAAAAACUACAUCGAGAACUCGUGUGUGGUCAUACUGGCCUUUGGGCCUUGGAUUGAGAGAGGGUGCUUUGAAAAGCUGCCUUUCAUUUGCUAUGAAGACCGCUUCAUGGGGGCCAUCAACAUCUCCAACAUCACAUCCUCGUCCGCAGCUCUGCAGUGGGAUCAGGGGCCCGGUGACAUCAGCCACUAUCGCUUCGAGGCGUUUUCCCGUGACUAUUCCUGGAACGUCACCAAGGACAUGUAUAAUUUGAGCUACACACUCGUCAAACUCACCCCAGGAACCGGCUACAUUAUCAAAGUAUUUGCAGUGAAGUGUGAAAGGGACCUCAAUCCACUCAAUGGCUCCUUCUACACCAUACCUGGAGAGGUCCAGAACCUCACUGUGACCGAUUUUACAGAAACCACCGUCAGUCUGAGCUGGAAGAAACCCGAAGGGAACUAUGGCUUCUUCGAAGUUAUCGCUGUUUCAACUUUGGGAACUGAAAAACACAACCGGAGCGUGAAGGGAGAAGACAUGGUGUUUGGUGGCUUGACGCAGGGAAGCAAGUACAGUUUCAUUUUCGCCACAGGAGUCGAAGGCAGGUCCAUGUGGAGUAAGAACGUCAGCAUCUCAAAUUGCACCCGGCCCGGCCAAGUGUCCAACCUGGUAGCUGUUGAAAACAAGGACACAAGCUUAAAUCUCCAGUGGGAUCCGCCACAGGGAAAUUACAUAGGCUUUAAAGUGAUGGCCAGGGAUGACUACAGGGACCUGAAUGCUACGGUGACACACCCAACAAAUCUUUUGGAGAAACCAUAUAAAGUGAGAGUGUCCGACCUCCAAAACGGCACUAAGCUUGGCCUUUUUGUGAAAGUCUUGGGCGUUUGUGGCCUGGAGGGAAAUAUUGUAAACAUCACUGCAUACACCGCUCCGGGCCCGGUCUCGAAUUUGAAGUUGACAGCAACACACAAAACUGUUAACGCUAGAUGGGACUUUACUCCAAAUCCUGGAAGUAAUGUAACCUUUAGAGCCAAGCUUUUCUUGAAUGGCGAAGAGAAGGAAUCAAAAAACACAUCGGCUCAAAGUGUGGAAUUUGAUAACCUGAAAACUGCUACCAACUACACAGUGAACGUCUAUACAGUUCUUAAUAAUCUGGAAAGCCCAGAAAUGAAUUCCUCCAUUUACACCCUCCCGGUGCCUCCCACUGGAGCUAAAGUGCACAGCAGCACAAAAGAUUCCCUCACCUUUGAGUGGACUCCCCCAGAAAACUCAUCAGCAACAAACUACACCUGCACCCUCAACUCUUCAUUGUGGGAUAAUGACCCCAACCCCCAAAACGUUGGAAACACCAACAUGUGCACGUUCACUGGCUUGAAGUCAGGAAGCACAUACUUCUUUAAUGUGUCCACUGUGAGUGACAACAAGACAAGUGAUCCAGCAAGCUGCAAUGGGACAACAGUUGUAGAUCCAGUGGAAAUCGAUCUGUCAAUGCUCUGCACUUCUGAGGAGCCUCUGUACUGUCAGGAAGGCAAAACCAGGACGACUGUAUUUGAGGCGCUACAAAACCAUUUCAACAAAAUGCUGGGGAGAAAUGUUUAUCAUGACGUUGAGACCAUUCCUCCAUCAACUUAGUUGUAAAAAUGUUAUUUUUGAGACACUGUUUGAUAUAUAGUGAUGGUAAGAGAACAUUUAAUCAAGUGUUUUAACAUUCUGAGGCAUUAGAAAACAAUAUCUGGUUCACUUGCCAACAAUUAAAAUACCAACUCAGAAAACCUUACUCUCUAUCACUACUAUAUAAAGUAAGACUCCAUUACUCGUUCACAGUUUCUAUUGCUGUUAUGAGGCAUUCAGGUCCAUGUCGAGAGAAAACUGAAUAUGAAACACCAAACAGUUUAUUACUACCUGUCAAUUUAGGAAAGAGUUUUACAAUCAAGCUGUGAUCCUUUUCCUUUUUGGACAUUUCAUUCAGUUUGUUUAUCUGUCACCAGUUCACAACAAAUGUAAUCUCAUGGCAUCUUACAAGAAAAGGGACCAAAUUCCUGUGCAGUGCCUAUAAAGUAUUCACCCCUGUGCCUGAUAAAUGGUUUUCCUGGAAUGGUACAGUGUUUCUCCGCUAUUAGAACAUUGGGCAGCGUGUACACAAGCUUGAAUGACAUCGAUAAGCCGCCCCUCCCGGCUCUGAUUGGAUGCUGGUUCCCGUGAAGCUAUCAGCUGAAAAUCUGGUGGAUUUCAGAUCAGGUUUUUGGAUUUUUCAAACUCUUUUCACUUUGUUGAAUGAAUAUUCAGUUCAUUCAAAUUUUAUAGAUAUUGUUGUCUCAGUUCAUUAAUUGUAUUAAAAAACAAGAUACACAAAAACUGAAACGUUUUUAAAUUCCAAAGUCACACUUUUAUCUGAAGAUUAACUAAUGCUUCUUUGAGUCACAAUUGAAUGUCAUUACAGCUGUUCAUUUUAUAUGUGUAUCCACCAGAUGGCGCUAUUUAAUAUUCAAUUUUAAAGAGGUAUAAUAUUAGGUAUUAGAUAGAUAUAUUUCUUUAAAAAAACAAACAUAAUAUACAUGUAAUUCGUCUUCAGAGCAUUUGUGGGUCUGAAAAUUUUAUUAUUUUGACAAUGCAGAGAAAAAUUAAUAUUACUGUGAGCCAAUGACCCAUCUCAAGGCCUGAUAAAUAUGUUGCAGAUACUCUUAUUAAAUAAAUAAAAAUUGUUCUACAUUUUUUACAUUUUACUUGAAUGUGAAAUUCGUUUUAAAAUGUCAGUAUAACACUUUGGAGUUGCCUUUACAUAGUUUAGAUAACAAACAAUGAGAUCAGAUAUUUUAGUUAAAUGCCUCCGGCUGAAACGACAGAUCAACAUGUUUUCAAACAAUUUAAAAAGAAAUAAAAAUCUGAAAGGACAUGAGAUGCAUUAUCUUCAGCUCUUAGUGUUAAUAAAUAGAAAUUGUGAAAUGUUAUCUUUCUUUAUAUUUUAAUAGUUUACCUGACUCAAAUGCUGGCACACGAUCUCUCCACAUUUUUAUUUUUCGCACAAACUAUUUCUUUGUAUUCAGUCACAAGCCUGUUAAUGUUAUUAUAGACAGAAUUAAAUUCUGACUUUUGCUGUCAAUGUGACGUAAAAACAGUUAACGUGCAUAACUCUCUGCAUUUGCUGUAUCUUAAUAAAUCGCAAGUAAUGAUGCUUAUUUUUAGGUCUGUUUUCUGCUCAACUUAAAAGGUGAAAGUAACAUUUGACGUGAGGAAAGAAUGGCUGAGAUUUGAAAGGAAAAAUGCUGCUUUGCUGACAUCGCUAACACGAUUACACUGUAAAAAAUGGAGUAUAUUUAUAUGGAAAUCCAAAGUGAUGCUACCGUUUGUUGCUUUUGUUGUCCUGAAUCUGCCCAGUUUGACGUUACUGUUGUGAUAAUCCAUUAAAUUUCUUUUCUGCUGAUUAAUCUGAA
This is a messenger RNA of Xiphophorus couchianus (Monterrey platyfish), 4442 nucleotides long. RefSeq names its product fibronectin. Bases 148 to 2643 code for a protein of 831 amino acids. The transcript is spliced from 11 exons. Lineage: Eukaryota; Metazoa; Chordata; Actinopteri; Cyprinodontiformes; Poeciliidae. The record is from RefSeq and is a predicted model, not a curated record. Gene Ontology annotation, molecular function: protein binding.